Molecule: messenger RNA, 492 nt
Organism: Sinocyclocheilus grahami
Lineage: Eukaryota; Metazoa; Chordata; Actinopteri; Cypriniformes; Cyprinidae
Product: serine protease HTRA2, mitochondrial-like
Exons: 5
Coding region: 1-447 (148 amino acids)
Biological process (GO): positive regulation of apoptotic process; proteolysis; programmed cell death
Cellular component (GO): mitochondrion
Molecular function (GO): protein binding; serine-type endopeptidase activity
Source: RefSeq, a predicted model, not a curated record
AUGCAUGAUGGUGAGGUCAUCGGCAUUAAUACCAUGAAAGUGACUGCAGGGAUUUCCUUCGCCAUUCCCUCAGACAGAGUCCGCAUCUUCCUGGAGCGUGCGGCAGACAAACAGAAGUCCUGGUUUGGAGAAUCAGGAUCAAAACGGCGUUACAUUGGAGUGAUGAUGCUGACUUUGACCCCCAGUAUAAUCGAAGAGCUGAAGACGCGUGACAUGUCCUUCCCUGAUGUUUCUCAUGGAGUUCUCAUCCACCGUGUUAUUAUAGGAUCUCCCGCCAAUAGAGCUGGAGUGAAACCAGGAGAUGUUAUUGUUGAGAUCAACGGGUCAAAGGUGAACUCGUCAGAGGAGAUCUAUAACGCUGUGAGAACAAGCGACAGCAUAAACGUGGUGGUCCGGCGGGGGGCCGACCUCCUCAUGCUGCACAUGACCCCUGAACACACAGAGUGACGUCCCGUGAAGCUUACGCAUAUAAAUAAGAGAGUAAUAAAUGGU